AUGGGCUGUUCAGGGAGGAAAACUCUCUCUUUCUUCCUUAUUUUUGUGCUUGUUUAUCUACAUGGGGCUUUGUCACAGGAAGCCAACCCAGCAGGGCCAAGGAAACCCUUGUUUGAGAGGCUGCGUAGACUCGAAGAGCAGUUUCGGAGAUUCCAAGAGGUGACCUUAACACACCUGCAAGGCAUCGCCAACAACUACAAUGUUUCCUAUAACAUUGACAUCCGGUUCCAGAGCCUGGCAGAAGAGAGCCAGGCCAUGGCCUUGGUGAUCAACCAGACGAAGGCUGCUGUGCAGCGUGAGCUGGCCCACCUCAAGGCCUGGGUAAGGAAGAUCCAGCGCAGAAGCCGGAAGACAGAGGCAAGGCUGCAGGCCUUGGACCUCGCCCUGAGUGAGAAGAGUCAGCUGUGGGCCCAGGAGAGAAUAGUGCAGAAGGACGUCACCUCAGGAGCAACCCUGGACAGGCAGGCCCUGCAGGACAUGCUGGCACACCUGACACACCAAGUCCACAACCAGGGUGCCAGGCUGGCUGCUCUUGAGAACCAGCUGCAGGUAGUCAACCUUAGGACUGCAGCUCUGGUGCCAGCCCCAGCCCCAGCCCAGGCCCCAACCCCAGCUCCAUCGGAGCAGCCUCACUUGAGUUCCCUGAAGCUGCAGAGGGGCUGGCAGGCACUCAGAGCUGCAUCAAAGCACAGGAGCCCUGCUCAGGACUCAGCUGCCCAUCCUCAGGAGACAAGGGAGCCCCCAGCUUCAGGCAGCCAUCAGGUACCUGAUGGGACUGCCGCAGCCCCGAGGAACCCUCCUCAGCAGGCAUGGAUCCCCAAGAGACCUGGAGAGAUGUGCAGCGGAGGCCUUGUGCUCACUUUCCCGAACUCCUCCACUGAGAACAUGGUCUCCCUCAGCCCUGGCUUCCUCACAGCCCUACGAGCCCUGUCCUUCUGCAGCUGGAUCCGAACAGCCUCUGGCCACCUGGGGACCCUCAUCUCCUAUGCCACAGAAGACAAUGACAAUAAGCUGGUGCUGUAUGGCCGAGAUUCCCUGGUACCUGGAUCCAUCCACUUUGUGAUCGGGGACCCAGCCUUCCGAGAGCUUCCUUUGCAGCUCCUGCUGGACCGCCAGUGGCACCAUGUCUGUGUCAUCUGGACAUCCAUCCAGGGCAGGUAUUGGCUCCACGUGGACCGCAGGCUAGUAGCCACUGGUUCCCACUUUAGGGAGGGCUAUGAGAUCCCCCCUGGAGGGUCCCUUGUCCUAGGCCAGGAGCAAGACAGCGUGGGGGGCAGGUUUGACAUUUCUGAGGCUUUUGUGGGAAGCAUGUCUGGCCUGGCCAUCUGGGACCGGGUGCUGGUCCCUGGGGAAGUCGCAAACCUUGCCAUAGGGAAGGAGCUCCCAAGAGGCGCAAUCCUGACACUGGCCAAUGCCACACCGGUAGGUGGAUUCGUGCAGAGGGCUAACUGCACCUGCCUAGAACUCUGUCUAUGA
Molecule: messenger RNA, 1476 nt
Organism: Otolemur garnettii (small-eared galago)
Lineage: Eukaryota; Metazoa; Chordata; Mammalia; Primates; Galagidae
Gene: PTX4
Product: pentraxin 4
Exons: 3
Coding region: 1-1476 (491 amino acids)
Source: RefSeq, a predicted model, not a curated record